Messenger RNA from Harpegnathos saltator (Jerdon's jumping ant), 1659 nucleotides. RefSeq names its product ropporin-1-like protein. Bases 363 to 1331 code for a protein of 322 amino acids. The transcript has 5 exons. Lineage: Eukaryota; Metazoa; Arthropoda; Insecta; Hymenoptera; Formicidae. The record is from RefSeq and is a predicted model, not a curated record.
AUAAUAAGUCCGUUGCGUUGCUUGAACGUUCCUCAUCUCCUCUUGCUUCCUUCAACAUUCGAAUAUGCUUCUGUCUCGUGUUAGAUAUAAAAAGUACAAAAAGCUGAAGCAACACACGACAAACCUGUAACAAAAGCUGCAAAAAAAUAAAGCAUCAGUGCGCAGUGUGACGUAAUCAAAAGGCUGCGCAACAAUAUCACCAAGUAAUUAAAAUCUUUUUUAAAAGAGGUACGACAGUUUGCGCACUCGCCCGCACCGAACCCCAUCGCCGUCGGUUUCCCGGGUAACGGAGGCAUCGCGUGGAAGCACAACAAUGACCAGAGACUUCGCCGAACGAAGGACAACGUAGCGCCGUCAGCAGCAUGUCUUACGUCGAGCAAUUGCCGUUGUCCGGCAGGGAUAUCGCGGUGCCGGCCAAGUUGCCGAUGAUCUUGAAGCAGUUCUGUAAAGCCGCCAUCCGUACGCAGCCGUAUGAUCUGCUCAAGUGGUCCAGCUCGUACUUUCGCGCGUUGGCGGACGGCGAGGAGCCGCCGGCUAAGUCACGACUGGAAUAUCCGCCGCCAAGUACCGCCUCCGGUCUGACUCUGGGCUUCCUCAGGGUGCUGUUGCGACAAUUUGGAAAUUACAACAAAACUCUACCCCUGGAGGCGAUCGCGCGUUGUUGGGAUUGUCUCUGCUUGGAUCGUCGGGACUUUCAGACGAUCGCGACGAUCGGCCAAUUUCGCCGUAACUGCCAAGUGAAGAGGUUCCUGGCUAUCGCUGUGGGUCUCCUUGGUAGCAACCUCACUGAGACGAUGAUCAUGGUCUGCCAGUUGUUCAGCCACGAGCCCGACGGCGGCUCCGCGAUGAUUCCGCUCAGUUUGUUCAUAGAGAUAUACGAGUACCUGGCGGGAUUGGCGUGCGACGGUUCCAACGAGAAGAGUUCCUGCGACGAAGAGACAAGCACACGCAAGGACAGCUCCAUCCAUCACACAUCCUCCGUGAACAGCCAGGACACCGACGCGGACGUUAAUCUGGAAUCAAUGUCGAAGGACGAGGUCGACUCGUAUUCAAAGACCGAUCUAUCGACGGAACCGAUGGGAAGCAGUUCGUUGGACAGGGAGGAGAAACUGGGCGCUUCAAUCGGCAGGGAUCGCGCGGGUAAGAGCACCACGAGUGGCGGGAGGUUUUGCGGCACGAAGGACGCAAGCAACAGCGACGGGAGUGUCUUCUCCGGAACUGAGAAUGACGCGAGAACCAUGUGCCGCUUGAAUGUGCCCGUUACUUUCAGAUAUCUUUUGAGUCGUCGAUCUUUAAUGGAAAAUCAUACAUUAUUAGAAUUAUGGAUUUAAAAAUGAUAAAUUUAUAUAGUUAUAGAUAAAAUCAUAAUUACGAUUAGAUCUGAAAAUGGAUGUCAGAAAUCAAAGUGAACUUCUCGAUCGUGCAGCCAAUGCACACACAGGACUGCCCGAUUAUCUCAACAAUCCGGCGAAAUCCGACUGAACCUGAAAUUCACAAUGCAGGUAUAGGAGCGCGUCUGUCAGCCGAACAAGUCGCGAGCGUGGCGGCGUGGAUGACAGAGUGCGCGAGGCUUCAGGAGGGUAUGGUCGGUCCGCGAAAUAUCCGACACACGGAGUGCCCACCUGUGCACCAGCGAGCGACGUCGGAUUUGUGAUGACA